AUUGGUGAAGUUUAAAGAUGGGUUAGAAGAUAUGGUUUUGAGCGCGGAGGAGUCGUGGGAGCAGUUCCCGUCGUGGCAUUUUUGCUGUGUAAUAUGGAUAGAGUAAAUAUGAGCAUUGCCAUACUGCCCAUGUCGGCAGAGUUCAGUUGGAGUGCAACUACUGUUGGCUUGAUACAGUCAUCUUUCUUCUGGGGUUACCUUCUUACUCAGGCUGACACAGUGGGUGGGAAGUCAGUCCUGGCAUUUGGCGUAGUUUGGUGGUCUAUUGCUACUGUUCUUACUCCUGUUGCUGCCAAAAUUGGGUUGCCAUUCCUACUUGUUCGUGCUUUCAUGGGAAUUGGUGAGGUUGUUGCCAUGAUUAAUAUUCUGUCGAAAUGGGUUCCUGUAGCCGAGGGAAGCAGAUCACUAGCUCUAGUAUACAGUGGGAUGUAUCUUGGCUCAGUUACUGGUCUGGCCUUUUCACCUUUCUUAAUACAGAAGUUUGGAUGGCUCUCAGUCUUUUUCUCCUUUGGUUCUCUAGGAACAGUCUGGUUUACUGUAUAGCUGGACAAGGUAACCAUUAUUCAACCAUGCUAAUCUUUAAUAUACAUGUUAGUAUGUUACUUUUGCAGAAUUUUGACUUUGCUGAAAUUGUAAUAGAAGUUCACAUUGUGCACAUAAUAUGUUUGAUUGAAGGCAAAUGCUGUAGUUGUAGCCUACUUCAGUUGUUUUUUACUAUACUGAGACCUUCUGACACAAGUGUUUAUUCUGUUAUUAUAUUUUCUCUUCUUUGUUUAGGCACAUAGUACACCUUUGGAAGAUCCUGAACUGAGGCCUCAAGAGAAGAAGCUUAUUGUUACAAAUGUGUUUCCAAGGAACCUGUUAAAACAAUCCCCUGGAGUUUGAUCCUGUCAAAACCACCUGUCUGGGCCCUGGUUGUGUGUCUCACUUCUGUCACAAUUGGGAGACAUUUAUUCUUCUAACUUGGAUGCCAACAUACCAUCAUCAAAUAAGACAUUGUGUUCUUU
This is a messenger RNA of Rubroshorea leprosula, 1007 nucleotides long. The record is from the annotation of a GenBank genome assembly. Lineage: Eukaryota; Viridiplantae; Streptophyta; Magnoliopsida; Malvales; Dipterocarpaceae.